Messenger RNA from Opisthorchis viverrini, 423 nucleotides. RefSeq lists its product as hypothetical. The transcript is spliced from 3 exons. NCBI's taxonomy places the organism in Eukaryota, Metazoa, Platyhelminthes, Trematoda, Opisthorchiida, Opisthorchiidae. Bases 1 to 423 code for a protein of 140 amino acids. The record is from RefSeq and is a predicted model, not a curated record.
AUGUGUUUCCCGCGCGUUGCUAAGACAACACUGAUGAACAACAUCGUCAUUACUUCACUUGUUGGUCGCUAUUUUAAAAGCGGCGUAAGCAUCAAGUGGCAGCACCUUGACACCGGGUUUCAUCAGGCAAUCUCUCACAAAGGGAUUAGUAGAACACCGGAAAUGGCGUACAGAAUGUGGGACACACCUGCAGUCGGUGGCAUCUUACCUAUGUAUUUGAUAUGGCCAAUCAGUGCUGAAAGUACGCCGUAUGUCAUACUUGUGAUAAACAAGUUAUUCAUCAAUUCUGUGAAAAGAAUAGAAAUAGGGCCACACCCUGUUGUUCUACACGGAUCACCUGAGUACACUUGCCGACACGUUGAUAGCUCAAAGGUUGUUCAGCACAAGUGCACGUGGGUACCGGUUUACUAUCACAAAUCUUAG